GAGACACGUGAUCAGUGACGCUGAUUGAGCCGCAGGGCGUUACGAGCUCCCUCCCCGCACUGAGCGGAUUAUCUUGGCUGGGGGGAAGGGGAGGAGGGAGAGUGACCGCAGACAGACCGGCUUGGUUGGGAGGGGAGAUCGGAGCAACAGCAGCAGCGGAGGAGACUGGACCCGAGACACACGCUCCCUGGGAGGAAUCUGGCUGCUGAUUUUCUGCUGACUUCCUUCCUUCUGGAACAACAAUCCAAGAGGAAAACCCAGUGACGAGAGGGACGCGCUGGGAGGAGGAAGAAGAGGGACACUGAGGAGAGAGUGGCUUAUACAGAACUAGGAGAGACACUAAAGCUGUAGAUCAAGACGUGGGGGUAUAUAUAUCUAUACAUCUAUAUCUAUAUACACAAGGACAGGUGGAGGGGAAAGUGAUACAGGACAUGCAGAAGAGAAAGUGGCAGUCAGAAUUGCACAUACAGAGGGCACAAGUGUGACAGAGUGAAGUGUAACACACGGGUUGGAGAAGAAACACAAGCAGGUCCCAUGAGUGGUGACAUGGAUAAGGGGCACAAGUAGGAGUGUAACGGACACAGAAGAGAAAGUGGCAUUUAGAACUUGGGAGAGCGCAGAAAGGAGACUGCACGGAUAUAAGUGAAGAAGAGCAGACGGUGUAUAAUGGCAGCUAAGGACUACGACCAUCUCUUUAAACUGCUUCUCAUUGGGGACUCGGGUGUUGGAAAAAGCAGUCUCUUGCUCAGAUUCUCAGAUAACUCCUUCUCCGGAAGUUACAUCACAACCAUUGGGGUCGACUUCAAGAUCCGGACUCUGGUUCUGGAUGGAGAACGAGUGAAGCUGCAGAUCUGGGACACGGCCGGACAGGAGAGAUUCAGGACAAUCACCUCCACGUAUUACAGGAACACUCACGGUGUAAUUGUAGUUUAUGAUGUCACCAGCCCCGAAUCGUUUGUUAAUGUGAAGCGAUGGCUGCAUGAGAUCACCCAGAAUUGUGACUCUGUCUGCACCGUACUGGUCGGUAAUAAAGACGACGAUCCAUCCCGGAAACGUGUGGAAUCCACAGACGCCAAGAGGUUUGCUGAUCAGAUGGGAGUCCGAAUGUUCGAGACGAGUGCAAAAGAGAACCGUAACGUGGAGGAGAUGUUCCUUUCUGUGACCCGUAUGGUCUUGCGCAUGAAGAGAGACAACCAGGCCAGGCUGAAUCCCAGCGAGGUGGUCUCCAUCACCAAGACGAAGAAGAAACCACAUGUCAAGAGAUGCUGCUGACUCCGCCCCUUGGAUGUGUUGGGGGGCCUUCUACAAAAAUUAACUGGAAAUGGACUAUGGGAGUUUGGUCGGGGGGGGGAUGGGGCGACUAGCAGGAAGGGCUGCUGUGCCUGCUGGACCGUACCACUGCUUGGGGGGAUACAUGAUAGCAGAAAGGAGUGUUACGUUGUUUGGAGGCUCAGUCACAUGGCUGUGAGCCUUGAUGUGUGUUCUAGCAGCCAUAGCCUGGGACUACUGUACUCGAUGGACAUAUAGUGGCAGCUGUACCGUAUCAGACCUGGAAUAACUGGAGUGUGCCGUAACACUGGGUGGAGGUUAAGGGAAAAGCCAUAGGGGUGGGCCAACCACUAAACUGGCAACUCAGUGCCGUAGAGCAAAAGGAUCAUCCACUAUGGCGACCUUGCAGUUCCCACAUUUAGGGGUGUAAAGGGAAUCCAUAGGCACAUGUCCAUGUACUGGCCAAAGGAUGGACCAGACAUCAACGAGAUGGGGGGGGGAUAUAAAUUAAGGAGACCACAGGACCACUAGGAGGUGCCACAGUGCAGGGUGAAAGUACAGGAAGAGUAGUCAAUGUGAGAAGAGGGGCAGGGUAGUUCAAGUGCAGUAGUUGCAGAUAAAACCACUGAAUCAUUUGCCCCACAGUGUCAUUUAGGUAUGUUUAAUAACUGACAACGGCAGCCAUCUUUAAUGCAUUCCCUCUCUCCAUCUUAUAAAAGCCUCUCACUACUGUAUAUCUAUAUAUUUAUGUAUUACCUUUCUCCUGAGCUGUACAUGAAUUUAAAGCUUAUUUUUGCAUUUAACUGGAUAUUAACUCGGAGAUUAUAAACAGGACCUUUUUCUACA
This is a messenger RNA of Xenopus laevis (African clawed frog), 2115 nucleotides long. Its product is annotated as ras-related protein Rab-35. NCBI's taxonomy places the organism in Eukaryota, Metazoa, Chordata, Amphibia, Anura, Pipidae. The record is from RefSeq and is a predicted model, not a curated record. The coding region runs from base 667 to 1272 and encodes 201 amino acids. The transcript has 7 exons.